AUGCGCUGGCGGCCGUCGACGCCCGCCCUGAUCGCCCUCUCGACGCUCAGCUUGCUGGCCGUCGCGCUGCUGCCGGGCGGCGCGCGCGCGCCGUUUAUGGCUGACGCGCACCAUGCUGCGGCGCAGCACGGUGCCUCGUCACUGCCUCACGGCGCCAUGUCCAUGCCGAUGAGCUUCGAGCUCUCCUUCGACACCAUAUUGUGGUUCAAGCCGUGGCACCCCCGCACGGCCGCCGCGUGGCUGCUGUCAGCCCUCGUCCUCGCCGCACUGGGGGUCGCCCACGAGGCGCUGGCCAGCUUUCGGGUCGCGCUGUCGCGGCGCGCGCAGAAGCAGCAGGGCGGCCUGUACUCCGCGCUCAUCCCGGGCGGCGGCGGCGGCGGCGGCGUCAACGAUCUUGCGCCGCUGGGGACGCGCGCGCUGCACAGCUCCCUGUACGCGCUCAACCUCGCGACUGGGUACCUCCUGAUGCUGGCGGUGAUGACCUUCAAUGUGGGCUACUUUUUCACGGUGGUGCUCUCCAUGGGCGCAGGGCACCUGCUGUUCUUCAACAGGACCUGGCACCUGGCGCUGCCGCGCGCCGAGGCCUGCUGCGAGACCAGCUCGGCGCACGAGUAG
Monoraphidium neglectum is the source of this 615-nucleotide messenger RNA. RefSeq lists its product as hypothetical. Gene Ontology annotation, biological process: intracellular copper ion homeostasis; copper ion transmembrane transport. The transcript has 4 exons. Gene Ontology annotation, molecular function: copper ion transmembrane transporter activity. The record is from RefSeq and is a predicted model, not a curated record. Gene Ontology annotation, cellular component: plasma membrane. Bases 1 to 615 code for a protein of 204 amino acids. Lineage: Eukaryota; Viridiplantae; Chlorophyta; Chlorophyceae; Sphaeropleales; Selenastraceae.